Messenger RNA from Postia placenta MAD-698-R-SB12, 2580 nucleotides. RefSeq lists its product as hypothetical. NCBI's taxonomy places the organism in Eukaryota, Fungi, Basidiomycota, Agaricomycetes, Polyporales, Adustoporiaceae. The transcript is spliced from 11 exons. The record is from RefSeq and is a predicted model, not a curated record. The coding region runs from base 1 to 2580 and encodes 859 amino acids.
AUGGACAACCACAUCAUCCAUACUCAUGACGUGGCCCACACGCUCGCUGCUGAGCAUCGCUCACGCGAAAUGAGUAUUCCUACGCUUUCGGACGACACUGCCAGUGGCAGCGAAUCUUCAGGCGAAAGCUCUCCUCCCGCUACACCCAUCCGUAGACUCAGCCGUGCAUCAUCCAUCUAUUUUGUUGACGAUCCCGAGCAUAUUACCACUUGCGAUGACACGAAUAUUACGAUCAUUGAAGCGGGCGCGGUCUCCUCGCCACUCGAAGACAGCAUCCGCCCGCUAAAGCGGAGACGGGCGGUGGACACAAAGGCUGAUGAAGUCCACGAAAAGAGACCUCUGCAACCUGACACUUGGAGCCACGCAACUAAGGCCGACUACGGAGUGUCCUUUGGUCUUGAAUAUACACCCGUCGGCGACUGCGGGGACGGCGAGCCAGAUCCAGUGGACCUGGCAUUAGAAUACGUUUCCCGUUCUUUGAAACGGAAGCGAUGCGCAGACACCAGGACUGUUGAAGUCAGCAUGAAGAGAGCGCGGAUGUCUGGCACGGCGAGAGACACGACCAUGGCCGAGGACCGCACUACUUUCGGUAUUGGGUACAUACCCACCCACGACUGCACAAAGAUCACGGUCGUCGACUCGGAAUCUGUUCACGCGGUAUUCCCCCGUAUUGACCCAUACGUUCCACUUGAAGCCACCGCUCGCCCGCCGAAGCGAAUUUUGUGUGCGGACCCGACGACCGAUGAGGUCCGUAUCAAGAGAAGGCCGUUGUCUGACAGUCCAAGCGACGCGUCAAAGCUCAAGGAUGACCAUCUUUUUGGACCUCACCCUCGAUGCAUGAUUACGGGCUGCGUGUCUGCUGAGGUGGAGGCGUGCUACAUCCUGCCUCCCGACACGCCCCAACCGUUAGUCUACACAUACCACGUCAUCGCAGAGGAUGAGCACCCUCCAGACUCGGGCAAACCCAGGGAUGAUACCACUACAUCCCCAGUUGCGACAGCUACUAGCUCGUAUCGCUCGCUGGGGUGGCAUGACCUGAGUGCAAAUCUGCAUCUGAUGACAGUUCGAGUGGGUCGUGAAUUCAUCAAGCGACCGCUCCACUACCAGCAUUUAUUACCUACAGACGCUCUUGUACAGAUACCCAUCAUCAGGCUGGUCCACUCAGAUGCAGUCGAGCCGGCCUCCCUCCACAUUGAACAAGAGUCGCCAGUCGAAGACAUGCCCCGCCCGCCGAAGCGGAAACAGUGUCCGGACACAGAGACUAAUGAAGUUCCUGCCAAGAGAGUGCGCACUGCAAGCGAGGCGUCCAAGGACCGCAUUCCUUUCGGACCUCACCCGAGGUGCAUGAUCACUGGAUGCGUGUUAUAUACUGCCUCCCGACAUGCCUCAGCUAUUGUGAAUCAAAAGAUUGACUACAUGACAUUCAACAUGCGUACCGACUAUGACACCUUCCUUUGUCACAAGCCUGAGAAUAUUAUAUUUCUUCGACGCGACCUCCGGGAACUGUGGGAAACGAACCGCUUGUUGAUAAUACCACAUCCUCAGCAUUUGAAGGAUCUUGAGUAUUGCACUGUAUACAAGUAUUACGUCAUCGCAGAGGACGAGCACCCUCCAGACUCAUGCGCGACCAUGGGACACCCUAUCACACCUUCCGUCAUGACGGCACCAUGUUCAUAUCGCUCGCUUGGAUGGCACGAGCUGGACGCCGAUCUCUAUUCUAUGAUUUUUCGAGCGGGUCGGAAAUUGAGCAAGCGACCACUGCACUACCAGCAAAUCUUGCAGGAGUUGCUGCCCCACAAGGAGAUCAAUCAUGCGUACAGCAUAAUCUCACAGUAUGUGUUGUGGACAGAACCCCUGUCUUCAGAGAUGCUACCCAACAGACGGUUGUGGGCAACAGGCAAACUCUCAGCGUGUCCUGAUGAUUACUACCUCCGCCCCUUCACCGAAUAUUGCUUUCUCCCGUCGGAUGACGACAUAUUCUACUUUCCUCGCCGACCUCGGCCGAUCGUCUCAGGGAUGCAGAGGAGACGUUCUGGCGAUACCAGAGUGGAUAGUGAGGCCUGCACCAUGGAAGAAGAUGCCCAGCAAGUAGCCAGAGUCCGACCGCUUGCGGAACCUGAGGACCCAGAGUUGCUCGUUUAUCGACAAAAGGAAGUAAGAGAUGUGAGACGGUGCCGGGUUUUGACAUCUGGCCUUAUACCUCAUUCUGUUACGCUUUGCACCCGCCGCACAGGUCUUGAAUAUACCCAGAAAGGUCUGUUAAGGUCGACACACCAUCGCGAUUGGAGCCUCCGCGACAAUGGACUGAUCCUAGCCUCUCCGCUCUUCACUGAUGAGCCAGACGUGCUCCCUGGCCGUGCCUGGCGAUUGCUGGCAAGGGACGGGAACUCUCGGGCCAUCAGCUGCAUCUCGGAGUUUAUUUCCGGCGGUGGCAGUGGCAUGCAGCCACGUGCGUGGCGUCUAUCAGGCGUCGAUACAUACCACCUUCCUUCCGAUGAGAACAUCCGGGUCUUGUUAUUCAAUGAACGAUCUCCACCAAUAUGGCCGAACGGAGUGCAAUUGUCAGACAUCAAGAUCUGA